Molecule: messenger RNA, 2505 nt
Organism: Toxotes jaculatrix (banded archerfish)
Lineage: Eukaryota; Metazoa; Chordata; Actinopteri; Toxotidae
Gene: cdc7
Product: cell division cycle 7 homolog (S. cerevisiae)
Exons: 12
Coding region: 168-2030 (620 amino acids)
Biological process (GO): protein phosphorylation; mitotic DNA damage checkpoint signaling
Cellular component (GO): nucleus
Molecular function (GO): protein serine/threonine kinase activity; ATP binding
Source: RefSeq, a predicted model, not a curated record
UUUACUCAGAGUCGGAACAAUCAAGUUUAUUUAGCCGUAGACGGAGUGAGAUUUGGAUAUUUAAUGAUAUUUAAUAAUUUUCACCGACGGAGAAUAAGCUCAUGACUAUAUUGCGCUUUUGAGAAAUGCUCUUUUGAGAAACUUGCACUUUACGACCAACUAAAGCGAUGGACUUGUCUCCUGUCUGCACUGAGGGCAUCAGCACAGAUGGAUGCAUUAUCAAAUCUAACAGAGGUCACAGGAAAAGCAAAGUCUCGAGGGAUGUGGAGAUGGACAUUGAGUCCCUCUAUAAAGCUGUUCCUCAGCUGGCAAAGGUUUUCCGCAUCAUAGACAAAAUUGGAGAAGGUACAUUCAGCUCAGUGUACCUGGGUGAGGCUCAGAUGCGGGAUGGGAGUAGAGAGAUGUUCGCCCUGAAGCACCUCAUCCCAACCAGCCAUCCUACACGCAUUGCUGCUGAGCUUCAGUGUCUCACUGUUGCUGGAGGAAGAGAGAAUGUGAUGGGGGUGACGUACUGCUUCCGGAAGGAGGACCAUGUGGUGAUUGUCAUGCCCUAUAUGGAGCAUCAAGCUAUUGUGGACAUCAUCGGCUCGCUGACCUUUGAAGAGGUCCGUCUGUACAUCUACCACCUGUUGAAAGCUCUGAGACACAUCCACCAGUUUGGUAUCAUUCACCGUGACAUCAAACCAAACAAUUUCCUCUACAACAGGAAAAACGAAAUGUAUGCCCUGGUGGACUUCGGCCUGGCUCAGGGAACAGCGGACACCCAGAUCGAGCUGCUGAAGGUGGUGAGGCAGAGGCCAUCGCAGAAAGGUGGAGGGAAACAGGACACCACACAGCGGAGCAAAGCACCACCUAGAAUCCAUCCCAAAACUACCACCAUCACCACAGCCUCAACCUCACUACCUCUGCCCCCACGUCAAUCCACGGCCCUGCCACGUUCUUCCUCUUCUUCCUCCACUACUACCAUCACUGCCACAUCUUCCUCAGCCUCUCGGAAAGCACUAAUUAGAAAAGCACGUUCUGUCACCACCACCGCCACCUCCUCCACUUCUCGCACAAAACACACAAAGGAUUUGACAGCGCUAUGCAAAGUGCCACGGCCUGUGUUUGGAGAGAAGAACCUGAACAGCUGCACUCCAGCUCCCUCCACCACCAAACAAGCUGCCAUUAAGACAGAAGUGGUAAAGCUCAUCAAAACAGAGGACCCAGCCAACCGAAGGUACUCCUCAGCCAGCCGGGGGCCUCUGCCUGUCAGGACCCAGAGCAGCAGUCAGAAACCUCAGAGAACUGUACAGCAGAGCCUCACCUGUAACUGCUACCUGACCGACCGUGUCUGUAAUAUCUGCAUGUCAAGGAAGCAGCAGGUGGCACCCAGGGCUGGGACCCCAGGCUUCAGAGCACCUGAGGUCCUCACCAAGUGUCCCAACCAAGGGACAGCCAUAGACAUGUGGUCAGCAGGUGUGAUCUUCCUCUCGCUGCUCAGUGGUCGUUACCCGUUCUUCAAAGCCAGUGACGACCUGAUCGCUCUCACUCAGAUCAUGACCAUACGAGGCUCCAGAGAAACCAUCCAGGCCGCCAAGUCAUUUGGUAAGGCGGUGGUGUGCAGUCGGGAGCUACCUCGGCAAGAUCUCAGAACACUGUGCGAUACACUUAGAGGACGAAGACCAUCACCAGAUGAUGAAGUCACACCACUCCCUGGGGACAGCAGAGGCUCCACAGCCACCCGCCAUCAAAAAAUCCAAGAUGAUACACCCACACACCGUCCCACUGAAAGACCAUCAAAGCAACAUAAAGAUGGAGCAGGUGAAACUCCUCCGCCUCCCUCAUCUAACCUCACAAACCAUCAGGAACAUUCAGUCAGCAAAGAAACCUCCUCUGAGGCAGGCUGCAAGGUGGAGGACGAUGAGCGGGGCUGGGACAGAGUCCCCGAUGAAGCCUAUAACUUGCUGGACCGGUUGUUAGACUUGAACCCCGCCACCAGGAUCACAGCUGCUCAGGCACUGCAGCACCCGCUGUUCAAAGACCUGUGACUGAACGAGGAGUCUCAUGUCAACAUCACAAAGCUGCUUGGCUUCAGGAUGCGGUUCAGGUAUGGAAAAGUGUGUUAGACAGAGUCAUUUCAGUACAUUGGAGUAUAAUGAACUUCCAUUGUCCUUGUGAGGAGACAUUACCUGAAGAAGGCAACAGAGAUCUGGUAAAUCUUUGUGGAAAGUUUUACAUGGGCAUUUUAAAGGGCUCUAGGAUUGACUUUAGACAUUAAAUUGGCUGUUAUGUAAAUGGAUCAACAGUUUUAAAUGUAGACAAGAUACCAUACCAGCUCAUUACCAUUGUGUGCAGCAUGAAAGGGCUUUUAAUCUGAAGGUGUGUUUGAAUUCCAUCUGUAUUUUAUGUAUGUAAGUAUGGAUGAUGCUGUUUCAUCUGUGUUAAUUUAUACCACUGAAAAAUGAACCGUCUGGCUCGCUGUACUUUCUAAUGUACAGUGUAUUAGAUUUUCUAAUAAAACCA